This is a messenger RNA of Blepharisma stoltei, 1184 nucleotides long. Lineage: Eukaryota; Ciliophora; Heterotrichea; Heterotrichida; Blepharismidae. The record is from the annotation of a GenBank genome assembly.
AUGUUUGGUAAAUCCUUACUAAAACAACGUACAAUUUCAAGCAGCAAUUUUUCUCCCAAUUUUUCAUCAGGUGUUAGUUUCCGCUUAAUAGAAGCCCGACUUACAAAAAGUGUCGCCAUUAUAGGCUCAAUGAACAUCUACGCAAAAGUUUACUAUUCCAAUCAAAUUUGGGAAAGCUCAGUUUGCUCCAGCCUUGGGCUUCAUCCAAAAUGAGACGCUUCCUAUCAUUUUGACUAUUCAGACUCACACACCAUCCAAUUAAUUCUGUUCCAUAAAGCUUUUCUAUUAGGGGAUACUGAAAUUGGUCGGUGCACUAUAGAUCUUCAUGAUGUUUUACAAGGCCACUUAACUGAAUGAUGGGACCUGCUAUCCUUGACUAAUGAGACCACUGGGACUGUCUUGGUCAGUUUUAAUCUUGGGAAUUUGACAGUCCCAGAGGACAAAUUGUUGACAACUCACAGUUCGAAUUGUUCUUGAGAUAUCAGAGUCCCUGAAUUUGAAAUGGACUUUUCACCUAUACGUCCAAGUAGGCCUUCCCCAGACACCCGACGACAACUAAGUGAGCGGACGACAGAAAAGAAAAUGAUUCGUUUUAGCACAGAGCCAGAUGAAGUUUUAGAGGUCGAUGACAUUAAAUCAGACCUUAUGGAAGAAAAUGAAAGAUUGAGAAGACAAGAAGCCAAGGUAAGAAAAAUGUUUGAAAAGCUUAAAGACGAGUUUGUGAAGAUGAAAGAAGAUAAAGUUGGACUCAAAAAAUCUAUGUCUAAGAAGGUGAAUUAAUUUUUUUUUUAAAAAAUAUUUUUAUGGGGAUAUUUAAAAGGAAAAAGGAUAAAGAAAGUUUACAAAUUAGAGAAGAAUGCAUAGUCGCUGAAAAAACGUCAUUACAAGAAGAAAAAGAAAGGCUGGAGCGAGAAAAAGAAGAAAUCGAAAAACAAAAAGAAAUUUUGAACCGGGACUACUUAAAGCUGAAGCAGGAAAAAUAUAAAUUAAACGCAAAGAAAAAAGUGAUAGAAAAGACUGGAAAACAGCUGAGCUCAGCUUCAAAGCAGCUUGAAAAACAAAAAGACGUGAUGAAGAAAGGGACUUUGAGAAGUGUAAAUAGAGACCUAAACGAGCUUGAAGACCUUGAAGACAUCUCCAGAGAACUUGCUGGGUUUCCUGAAGACUCAACUGACUCCUAUUAA